GCGUCACAAACUGAUUAUUAAACAAACACCAUGGCUCUCAAAGUUGCAUUUCUCGUGUUGUUUUUCUCCUGUCACUCGUCAGCUUCGCUGUAAUGGCUGCAUCUGAGGAGAAGUGCCAGUACGUUGUGAGAGUUAAGACAGGAGGUAGGAUUAGUGCCGGAACGGACGCCACCAUUAGCCUCCAGUUAAUGUCCCAUUCCAGCAAUAGCUUGACCAUCGCCAACCUCGAAGACUGGGGCGCCAUGGGAUCCAACCACGACUACUUCGAGAGGGGCAACGUGGACGUCUUCGAGGGCAGUGGCCGCUGCCUCAAUGUUUGCGCCAUCACCGUCACCUCCAACAACUCAGGGUACAAGUCAGGGUGGUACUUGGAUUACGUGGAAGUCAUCGUCAGCGGCGACGCAUCUAAGGAGGUAUCGUUCCCGGUGAACCGGUGGCUGGCUGACGACGAGUGGCCCUAUCCCCUCUCUGCCACCGUCGACGCAUGCUCCAGCUUCUAUCCGAUGAAGCCCGCUCUCUCUUCUGUGCUGAGGGAGUAAUUAGUUAAUGUUUGCUGUGUGUCUCGUUCCAAUAAUAAUAUUAAUAAUCAUUACAUCUCUGGGCUUAUUUAUGAGUAUAUAUAAAUAUGCCCUGAGGUUGUGAUAUGUAUCAGGCUUUCGCUGGUAUGCAUGUGUUGUGUCUUCUGUCGAUUGUUACCUCUCACGGCCUCUAUGUGAUAUAUAUAAUAAUAAAUAAGCCCUGAGGUAGCAAUAUGUAUCUGGCCCUUGUUGGUGUACCGUGUUAUGCAUGUGUUGCGUAAUAAUAUAUGUUGACUAUUAUUUUAUACGUUUUUGUUUUAA
This is a messenger RNA of Neltuma alba, 839 nucleotides long. Its product is annotated as PLAT domain-containing protein 3-like. The transcript is spliced from 2 exons. NCBI's taxonomy places the organism in Eukaryota, Viridiplantae, Streptophyta, Magnoliopsida, Fabales, Fabaceae. The record is from RefSeq and is a predicted model, not a curated record. The coding region runs from base 93 to 539 and encodes 148 amino acids. Gene Ontology annotation, molecular function: protein binding.